Gongylonema pulchrum is the source of this 621-nucleotide messenger RNA. Lineage: Eukaryota; Metazoa; Nematoda; Chromadorea; Rhabditida; Gongylonematidae. The record is from the annotation of a GenBank genome assembly.
AUGAAGCUACAGCUCAAGAUACAUCUUAGUCGUACAGCACCGGCCCCUGGCGCUGUCGUUGAUGAGCCAUCCGCAUCGUACAAGGAAAGUACCGAGAAACGUGGUCACGGGACCGAACAUCCCUGUUGGCGUUAUUUCACACGUGAUCGAAAAAGCGCCGAUUGCCGAAUCUGUGGUGUUCACGUUGCAUAUGCAUGUUCGGGCAAUUUGAUGAGGCAUCUGCGGUCAAGGCAUGUUGCGGAAUCGGUGAUAACGCAAAAAGAAUGGGAAGAAAUACAGAAGGUUGCCCAACAUAUACCUAAAUUUGCUUUCAAAUUUUUGUUUAAGAAAAAGAAGCAGCUGUGUGAGUUACGAUUGAUGGCUAGUGCAAAUUCAUGUGGUUCCGAGGAACAAUCUCCGUCCAAUGGGGUUUCAUACAGCUGCGGUGAUGAGGAGCAGGGUGAGGGUAUGGCUGGCGCCGGUGAGGACGAUGACGUCAAUGGGCUUAUUGAAGAACUGGCAUCGUUUCCAAUGCAAAAAUCGCUACUUUGCAUGCGUCGAAUUCGAAAAUUUAUGGAUGAGCAGUUGCUGGAAUUGGAUGAAAAUGUGCAGAAUUCGGAAGAUGAUGCCAGCAUUUCCUGA